Nannospalax galili (Upper Galilee mountains blind mole rat) is the source of this 6589-nucleotide messenger RNA. It is a transcript of the gene Gpam, whose product is annotated as glycerol-3-phosphate acyltransferase, mitochondrial. Lineage: Eukaryota; Metazoa; Chordata; Mammalia; Rodentia; Spalacidae. Bases 572 to 3058 code for a protein of 828 amino acids. Gene Ontology annotation, molecular function: glycerol-3-phosphate O-acyltransferase activity. The transcript is spliced from 23 exons. Gene Ontology annotation, biological process: phospholipid biosynthetic process. Gene Ontology annotation, cellular component: plasma membrane; mitochondrial membrane. The record is from RefSeq and is a predicted model, not a curated record.
UAUUAUUUGAUGAAAGAGUCUUCCUCCUCCUCCUCCUUUGCUGUUGCAAAACCAUCCUGGGGGCGCUUGCUCCUGCUAGGGGGUGGCUUUUCUGAGGUUACUACAGAGCACCCAAAGGCCUCCGGCCUUGGACCACACAAAUAGGCAGGCACCCAGAGGAGCUUUUAAAUCACCCAUGGCCUGGAGCCUUCUUCUUCAGAGUCUGGACCAACCUUGAUAAUCAGCCUAGUGGAAAUAAUUCUUCAAGCAGCACAAGCCAAGAAUACAGAGCUGGGCAAAAGAUCACCCUGAACUAAAUCAGAGGGAAAGAAUAGAUACAUGUUAGACCAGCAGUUCUCAGUGCUGCUCCAUGUCAACUAAGUGAAUCCUAGAAGCCACAAGCAAAGAAAGGACUUGAUGUUGAGCCUUGAAUCUUUUUGGAAAGAAUUAUUCAACAGGAGUUGAACGGCAGCGUACGCCCCCUGUUGUGGAUACUCUGCACCAGAAGCUGAUAGCUGGGGGCCGAAUCCUUAAUUUAUGAAACAGAAGACCCUUCACCCCAGUACAUGAUUUGGGAGUUACACUUUGUGACAUGGAUGAGUCUGCGCUGACCCUUGGCACAAUAGAUGUUUCCUGUCUGCCAAAUUCAUCAGAAUACAACCUUGGGCGAUGUAAGCACACAAAUGAGGACUGGGAUGACUGUGGGUUUAGACCUGCCUUCUUCAGAUCUGCAACAUUAAAGUGGAAAGAAAGCCUCAUGAGCCGGAAGAGGCCAUUCGUUGGAAGGUGCUGUUACUCCUGCACGCCGCAGAGCUGGGAAAAGUUUUUCAACCCCGGUAUCCCAUCUCUGGGUUUGCGGAAUGUUAUUUAUAUCAAUGAAACUCAUACAAGGCACCGAGGGUGGCUGGCAAGACGUCUUUCUUACAUCCUUUUUGUUCAAGAGCGAGAUGUCCACAAAGGCAUGUUUGCCACCAAUGUCACUGAAAACGUCCUGAAGAGCAGCAGAGUCCAAGAGGCAAUUGCUGAAGUGGCCACUGAGCUGAACUCCGAUGGAUCUGCCCAGCAGCAGUCCAAGGCCAUCCAAAAAGUGAAAAAGAAAGCCAGAAAGAUCCUUCAAGAAAUGGUUGCCACUGUUUCCCCAGGGAUGAUCAGACUGACUGGGUGGGUGUUGCUAAAACUGUUCAACAGCUUCUUUUGGAACAUCCAGAUUCACAAAGGUCAACUUGAGAUGGUUAAAGCUGCAACUGAGACAAACCUGCCGCUCCUGUUUCUGCCAGUGCACAGAUCCCACAUUGACUACCUGCUGCUCACCUUCAUUCUCUUCUGCCACAACAUCAAAGCGCCAUACAUUGCCUCAGGCAAUAAUCUCAACAUCCCCAUCUUCAGUACUUUGAUCCACAAACUUGGGGGCUUUUUCAUAAGACGAAGGCUUGAUGAGACUCCAGAUGGACGGAAGGACAUUCUCUAUAGAGCUUUGCUUCAUGGGCACAUAGUUGAACUACUCCGGCAGCAGCAAUUCUUGGAGAUUUUCCUGGAAGGCACCCGCUCCAGGAGUGGAAAGACCUCCUGUGCUCGGGCAGGACUGUUGUCAGUGGUGGUGGAUACUUUGUCCACCAACACCAUCCCAGACAUCUUGAUCAUCCCUGUGGGAAUCUCCUAUGAUCGAAUAAUCGAAGGUCACUACAAUGGCGAACAGCUGGGCAAACCCAAGAAGAACGAGAGCAUCUGGAGCGUGGCGAGAGGUGUCAUUAGAAUGCUACGGAAAAACUAUGGGUACGUCAGAGUGGAUUUUGCACAACCAUUUUCCUUGAAGGAAUAUUUAGAAAGCCAAAGCCAGAAACCUGUGUCUGCCCCGCUUUCUCUGGAGCAAGCACUGUUACCAGCUAUCCUUCCUUCAAGGCCUAAUGAUGCUGCCAGUGAAGGUCCAGAUACAUCCAAUAACGAGUCCAGGAAUGUGGUGGAUGAGUCCUUCCGCAGAAGGCUGAUUGCAAAUCUGGCGGAGCACAUCCUCUUCACUGCUAGCAAGUCCUGUGCCAUCAUGUCCACCCAUAUCGUGGCCUGCCUGCUCCUCUACAGACACAGGCAGGGAAUUCACCUCUCCACACUGGUGGAAGACUUCUUUGUGAUGAAGGAAGAAGUCCUGGCUCGUGAUUUUGACCUGGGGUUCUCAGGAAAUUCAGAAGAUGUAGUCAUGCACGCUAUUCAGCUGCUGGGAAACUGUGUCACGAUCACCCACACUAGCAGGAACGAUGAGUUUUUUAUUACUCCCAGCACCACAGUCCCAUCAGUCUUUGAACUCAACUUCUACAGCAAUGGGGUGCUUCAUGUCUUUAUCAUGGAGGCCAUCAUAGCCUGCAGCCUUUAUGCAGUUUUGAAUAAGAGGGGCUCGGGAGGACCUGUCAGCAGCCCUAGCAACCUGAUCAGCCAGGAGCAGCUGGUGCGAAAGGCUGCCAGCCUGUGUUAUCUGCUCUCCAAUGAAGGCACCAUCUCGCUCCCCUGUCAGACUUUUUACCAAGUUUGCCAUGAAACAGUAGGAAAGUUUAUCCAGUAUGGCAUUCUUACAGUGGCAGAGCAAGAUGACCAGGAAGAUAUCAGUCCUGGUCUUGCAGAGCAGCAGUGGGACAAGAAGCUUCCUGAACCUUUGAACUGGAGAAGUGAUGAAGAAGAUGAAGACAGUGAUUUUGGUGAGGAGCAGCGAGAUUGCUAUCUGAAGGUGAGCCAGUCCACGGAGCACCGGCAGUUCAUCUCCUUCCUGCAGCGGCUCCUUGGGCCCUUGUUGGAGGCCUACAGCUCUGCCGCCAUCUUUGUCCACAGCUUCAGCGGUCCAGUUCCGGAGCCAGAGUACCUGCAGAAGCUGCACAGGUACCUAAUCACCAGGACGGAAAGGAACGUCGCGGUGUAUGCUGAGAGUGCCACAUAUUGUCUAGUGAAGAAUGCUGUGAAGAUGUUUAAGGAUAUCGGGGUUUUCAAAGAGAUCAAGCAAAAGAGAGUAUCUAUUUUAGAACUGAGCAACACUUUCCUACCUCAGUGCAACCGGCAAAAACUCCUAGAAUACAUUCUGAGUUUCGUGGUGCUGUAGGGAGCUCACAGCACCUGUAGCAUGCGUGGAGCUAGAGAUGAGUCCCUUGCAGGCUUCAGCCUGACCCAGAGUGGCAGGAGCCCUGGUGUGGCCAGGCUUGCUCUGCCCUAAGGUAACCUCCUGGAGGAUAAGUGCCUUCUGCCCCCAUGGACCUGUGCUCUUCCCAACUCAGACACAGUGACCUGUGCAGAACACUCGGGGCCCAGCCUCCAUUCAUGACUCAUAAUCAGUGGGUUGCUAGGUAAAAUCUCAGUAAGUUAUUUUGGAGUUUAUUAAAGAUUCACAUUUUAAGUACGACUUUUAAGGACUAAUUACUGUGACGGACACAGAUGUAUGUAGAACUGACUCUUGUAUAGUGUGUAUAAUGUUGUAGCUAAGUCCACGGUCUGUUUUCUCAUUAAUGGUUACUGCUUCCUUUAAAAUAAUUGGGUCAUCCAUUCUCUCUUCCAUUUUAUCUUUAUCCACAGAAGCUACAGUUUAUAGGAGAGACCCUUUCGUCCCAAGUGAUUUACUAAGGAGUGGGCUGAGCUCUGUCAUACCCAGCAUCACUCUGCUGCCCUGUGCAGGCAGACUCAAAGUGUUUGAAGAGCUGCCUGAGCAAAUGAGACAGUUUAGGUCAGGAAGUGAGAUGCGAUCAAACGGCUGCCAUCAGGAUGUAAAUCUGACUGGCAGAAGUCACAGUAUAUUUGCCAGGAAACUGGCACUGCUUUUGCUCAUAAGAUGAAGUGCCAUUGAGUUUUAAAUGACCAGCAAUUAUUUAGAAACUUCUCCUGUUUAAUAUCUGCAUCUUCCCCACCCUUCAAGUAGCAGCCACCUACUGUUUCUUAGGAGCCCUCCAACCCAGCAGCAGCUGUACUAAGUUGAUAGCUCUGCUGGAGAGAUUGCUGCUAUGUGGCACUCUGGUUGCAGACUGCUGACCUAGGACUUUCAGACACUGCUCACAGACUGGGUACCACACCCCAGUCUAGGUGAUGGUACUUGGACCCUACUGAGUAGCAGACUGUUAGAAGCAUUUAUGGAUUUUUAGCUUUGAGGAAAAAAAAAAAAAAAAAAAAAAAAAAACUUGGUCCUUUAGACAUUUAUAUGGGCUAUGUACCCAAACUCCAUUGCCACAUAGAGACAAAUAAUUAUGAAAAUUUUUCUGUUUAUCAUGGGUAGGUACCUUUUUGUGAGCAAGGAGCAUAAUUGUUAGUUGUGGUAAUUAUGGCAAUUUCUUAAUGAUCAUGUAACGUUAAAAUUUCUAACAAUUUACUGUCCCAUAUCUCCAUGAUAUGGAACUAGAAAUUUUUCUGAUGAACGUUGCAUAGAUUCUUUGAAUUUAACAUAAAAGUAUUAAGGAUUAAGCUUGUCCUUUCCUGAACUUAAAUUUUAAACACUAAUAGUAUCUUGUGAGUGAUGUGUAUUGGAAGAGGGUGAGAUACUGCCUGGUAUUUCCCAUUGUAUGAAAUCAUCUUUCACAGUGUCUGAAAUGUCCGUGUGGAGCUCGUAGCCAUGCUGUGGUCUUCUCCACUCUUCUUGUGCUGUGCAUGUGAAACCUACUUUUUCUCACCACCUUGGAGCUCGUGUGCCAUAGUUCACUGUUAGUUGUUGCAGCUGGUGUAGAGAAAGUUGUUCACGUUUUAGCCUUCCAUUUUACUGACUAGGGUAGAUGAACACUUUCCUUGGCUGUACUUGGGGGAUACCCAGGGAGUCUGGCUUAUUCCUUUGGGUGUAUCUCAUGUGAGAAAUCAAGCAUUUUAUUAGUCUCUCUUAUUUACCUGUCCUUUAAAUGAAAAUCAAAUCAGAGUCAGUCAGGUGGUAGCAAAGUCAAGGUCAGAAUGACUUCCCGGGAUGCUGCCGCUCCAUUGUCACUUCUGCAAAGAGCCGCUGCUUUUGCAGUCUGAGCAGAGAUGCUCUUGCCUCCUUUGCUCUGCUUUCCCUUUUGGUUGGCUUGUUUUUAAAACACUCAAUCGCUUUAGGGAACGCAAUUCACUAGCUGUCGCCAGCCACUUAACUCACUGUGAGGAUAAAUAUGCAUGCUUUUUGUAAUUCACUGGUGCUUUGAAAACCCUUUUUCAAGGAAGAAAAAUCUCAACCAAAGUUAGGCUCAUCCAGACACGCAGACCCUGAAUUAAUUUCAGCACAACUCAUUCUUCAGUGCCUCAUUGCAUACGGCUUCCAGACAGCAUGUUUUGCUAUUAGAAACAUUCUUGUUUUCUAGCAGUGGAUGGCUUCCUUCUAAUGUAAAACAAUCGAGGUGCUUGUACAUAGUUUACUGUCGUUUACUGCAUUUCUGUAAAACCGAAAUGCAUGCCCUUCAGGGGAAGACUGUGAGUCAAAUUAAAAAAAAAAAAGAAAAAACCCUAAACUAAGCAAUAUGAAACUGCACUGUUAUACUGUUUUUAAAGCUAAAACAACCUAAGUAAUUCAGGAGAGGGAAAGGACCUUUUGCUCUUAAAACUCUAAGGAAAGCAAAGGCAAAAAAAAACAAGUGCUCAGUGUAUGAAGCUAGGGACUGAGAGAGCACCGUAGAGUGGAGAAAACAGCCAGGAUGGACAUGAGCGGAAACUCAGACUGGAGUUCCUGGAGCCAUAUCUCCCACAGUGCUGUCUGUCAUGGGAGCACUCUGUGAGAUGUUCUGGGGGAAGUGCUGGGUUCUGGGGGAAGUGCUGCUGGUAUACGGAGUUUGCACAUGGAAACUACAGUGCCCUGACAUGCAGUGAGCAUUCAGUAUCCCGCAGUGCACAGCCUUCUGGCUGACUCCAGUAUUUCCAAACUCCUCAGGACCUUUCUCCCCUCUAGGAUGCCUCAGAACCUCUCACGAGCAUGCUUGGAAAACAUUUUGGAAACUAUAUUAGUUCUUCAAUGCAGACCAAGCAGUAACAAUGGCGCUGAGGCAGAACUUGCGUGUACCAUCCUCGGUUUACCAAGUGAACAUGUAUUUCCCCCACUGGACAGAGUAAGCCAGGGAAACUGCAAUACCAGUGGCCCCAGCCCUUUCCUUUGGUGGAAAGAUCAGCCAUCCAUGACCCUGGUCGUUUUUUUUUACUGGAAGUAGCAGAAUUGAUAACAAGGAUUAAUUGGGGGUAAAUAAUAAAGAUUUUGAUUUAGAUCUAGAAGAAAACAUUGUACAAGUGAAUGCAAACUUUUAUCCAUAGGUAGCUGUAGCAUUUUGAAAUGAUAGGCCCUGUCAUUGAAGUUUGUAAAAUGUGCUAUGGAAUGUAAAUCGGUUUUUUAAAAACACUUUUUAGGAGCUUGAGAGUUGCCAUGUGGCAUUUUAGUUUAGUACAAACUACUGGUCGAUUCAGAAAAGACUCUUGACCUCACUUCCACAGCUUAAGGGCUAAUUGUCUUCAUGGGAGGUAUUAAAAUAUUUGCCUACAAAGUAACAUUAGAUUGUUGUAAAAAAGAAUUACCAUUGUAAAAUAGCACUGUGUGAUUUUGUGAGUGACGUUUACUUGGAAAUGUUGAGUGAUUUUUAUGCCUAAUGAGAAUGUAUUGUGAAAAGCACAGAAAUGUAGCUUUGUUUUAAUAAAUAAACGAGAAAAACCA